UGACGUCACACACGCGUCACUGUGGAGGAAUGUGCGGAAACUUCUGUGUACUUUUCUCCUUUUGCUUUCUGUCGAAGAAAAAGGCUCCAAGAGGCGUAAAAACUUCGGUUUCCUCUUCCAGCUCAGCAUGGCGGCUCAGACCGUGCUCUCGGUCGGGGUGUUUCCUGUCGGCGUUUCCCUGACAGACGACACUCAGGGACUCGGCUACAUGUCCAGGGACACGUUACCYGCCCCUCAGCUGGUGAUGCUGGCCAACGUGGCGGCGGUGGCGGAGGGCGGCGGAGACGCUGACGGAAGUGUGGCGGACGAGAAGGAAAUGAUGGAGCUGCAGACGGUGGGCUGCAGCUACUCCGACAGCGAGGAUGAGAAUGUCAUCAGGUACAGCUACGACAACCAGAACAACCGGGAAGUUUGCAUCGUCGAGUAUCCGGAGUCUCCGAACCCGGCCAUCGAGCUUGCCGCCAGCGGAGACUACAGAGGUGAUGAUGAUGAUGAAGARCACGCAGCCGAAGCAGUCCCCUCGAAGCCCCGCCCCUCCACCUGCACCGACGCACCUGAGCCGAGCGCCGCUCCUGCGGUCGCGGCCCCGGCUGCCGCAGACGGGGCGCAGAAGAAGAAGCCGCUGCGCUGCAAGCCGUGCCACUUCCAGGCGCAGAACGAGCAGGAGUUCCUGGACCACCUGAGCACGCACAGCCUCAGCAAGAUGAUGGUGGUCCACCAGGUGGAGGGGCGGAGCAAGAGCAAGGCCGCGGAGACGGAAACACCUGAGGCCCAGGCUCAGACGGGCGAGGGCAGCGGCGAGGCGGCGGCGGGAGACGUCAAAGGGCUGAUCAGGUGCGAGCGCUGCGGCUACAACACCAACCGCUACGACCACUACAUCGCUCACCUGAAGCACCACAGCAAGGAGGGCGACRACCACAGGGUGUUUAAGUGCACGCUGUGCCCGUACACCACCGUCAGCCAGUACCACUGGAGGAAACACCUGAGGAACCACUUCCCCAGCAAGCUGCACACCUGCAGCCAGUGCUCCUACUUCUCCGACCGCAAGAGCAACUACAUCCAGCACAUCCGCACACACACAGGUGUGCGUCCGUUCCAGUGUCUGUUCUGCGACUACUCCAGCUCCCAGAAGACUCACCUGACCCGACACAUGAGGACUCACUCAGGCGAGCGGCCCUUCAAGUGCGACAGCUGCAACUACCUGGCGGCCAAUCAGCAUGAGGUGACGCGCCACACCCGGCAGGUCCACAAUGGGCCCAAGCCCCUUGCCUGUCCGUACUGCGAGUACAAAACGGCGGACCGCAGCAACUUCAAGAAGCACGUGGAGCUCCACCUGAACCCGCGCCAGUUCCUCUGCCCGCUUUGCAAGUAUGCCGCCUCCAAGAAAUGCAACCUGCAGUACCACAUCAAGUCCCGGCACUCGGGCUGCGACGUGGACCUGGACGUGUCCAAAGUCAAGCUGCGCAUCAAGAAACCCGGUCCCGAUGGUGCCGACGAGGACUCUGAUGCCAAACGAGACACGUCGGAGAACCAGUCCGGCAUCGAGGAGGACGUGGAGGAGGACGUGGACAUGGAGGAUGACUCCAGCCCCAUCAAUCUGUCCGUUUGGAAGACCAGCGCCGACCCAAGUGAAACUGCCGAGAACCCGGACGUCCCGUCUGAGAAGGAGAAACCACCAAAGGUCAAAGAGGUGGAGAAGAAGGUCACGACUAGGCAGAAGAAGGUCAAGGAGAACUUUAAAGACGCUGCAAAUACCGACGGCAAGGCAAAGAAACGAGUCAARAAGCUUCCGGCUGUCCAGAACCAAACAGAGGACCCCAAACCCCUCAAAGACCAAGCCGAGAAGGAGGGUUCUGACCCGCAACCACCAGAAGAACCCAUCCCCGAGAAGGAACCUCAGAAGAGCGACAACAAAACCCUCAGCAAGACCAGGAAGUCUGGUUCUAAUAGGUCCAAGAAGAGUCCAGAGUCACAGAAACCCAACGGUUCUGACAGAAAACCCAAAGUGAAGGGGGUCAAAGAAAAGCCUGCCAAGAGGAAAGGAUCCGAAGCUUUGGAUCUGUCCGAAAAGUCCUCUAAGACCCGGCGUCUGAAAGCUCCUGAGAAGCUGCCAUCCAAACCUGAAGACGCCGACAAGAAACUCGAGUCCGGUCCAACAGAACCGCCCAUUAGARCCAAGCCUGUCAAGCAGGGUAAGACCAGAACCUCCAGCAAGAAAGCCUCAAAGAAAGACCUGACAACCUUUGAGACCAGUGAGGUCCUGGAAAGUUCUGAUCAGCCAACAGGAAGCGGUCCCGCUCAGACGGCUGAAGUGACCCCACCAGAACCCAGACUUCCUGACCAGCCCGACAGUUCCCGAGCGGACCCGUCAAGCCCGACCUUCGUCAAACCCUCGCCGCCAYCCCGGCUGGUGCUCCCGGGUCAGCGCGGCAAGCCGGCUGAGCCUGAGGACGACGAGGGCAUCCACAGCAGCCACGAGGGAGGAAGUGACAUCAGCGACAGCGCCUCGGAGGGCAGCGAUGACUCGGGCCUCAACGGGAACGGCGCCGGCCCGGCCAAGACAGCCGACGACCCGGAGACGCCCACCGACGAGAUCCCCACGCCAACGGAGCUGAAGGGCCACACGUGCAUUUUCUGCGACCGCACCUUCCCGCUGGAGGUGCAGUACCGCCGCCACCUGAACCGCCACCUGGUCAACGUGUACUACCUGGACGCCACGGCUCAGAAAUAGGACUGGUGUCCAAAUUUAAAAUCACGUCCAUGUUUCAGUGGCCACAAGAGACGAGGCCAUGCAGACGGCCCGUCUCUGUCGUGUUUUUUUUUUACUUCCUGACAACCAGAUGAACUUCCUGAGAGGGGUCAGAUACCAGAGCGAUGAUGAUGAUGUGUUGGAUCUUUUUUUUUUUCAGUGUAAAUAUUUAUGUGCAAUAUUCCCCUGUAGUUGAGAUGCCAAAGUGUUUUUUUUUUUUUUUUUUUUAUGUUUGUUAUGAAACAUAAAAUAAACUCCAUCAAAUGUUG
Messenger RNA from Austrofundulus limnaeus, 3018 nucleotides. RefSeq names its product RE1-silencing transcription factor (gene rest). Gene Ontology annotation, biological process: positive regulation of transcription by RNA polymerase II. The coding region runs from base 128 to 2731 and encodes 867 amino acids. NCBI's taxonomy places the organism in Eukaryota, Metazoa, Chordata, Actinopteri, Cyprinodontiformes, Rivulidae. The transcript is spliced from 6 exons. The record is from RefSeq and is a predicted model, not a curated record. Gene Ontology annotation, cellular component: nucleus.